Molecule: messenger RNA, 213 nt
Organism: Meloidogyne enterolobii
Lineage: Eukaryota; Metazoa; Nematoda; Chromadorea; Rhabditida; Meloidogynidae
Source: the annotation of a GenBank genome assembly
AUGGGGUACACCCCAUCGUACCGCAGAGCUGUAACUUCGUUCAAACUGGUCGAAUCUGGGACGCCUUGGUAUGGUUCGAUGCAUCUCGACGAUCUGAAUCGAAUCAUAUCAGAGUGUCCCGGAUUUGAGCAUUUUGAACGAAGUUAUAGUUUUGCGGUACGUUGGCCUACUCCCGAAAAAUGUAAUGGGAAAGUUAAAUUUAUAUGUAACUAA